AUGCCAACUGUACGUUUUGCAAUCGACUCUGGAGCGUCGAACCAAGAUUCGGGUUCUGGAUCAGAUCUGGGGGAGAGAUUUGAGCAGCCAGAUCACCAUGCCUCGCUGACGCCACUUGGACUGCUUGACUUUGGGGGCAAAGGGUUGAACGAGCCCAAGUUGCUGGACCUCUCUGAUGAAAUCCGGUCUCAUCUUCUUGAAGACGCUUCGCUUGGCCCCAGAGCCGAAAUGGUCAAGAGAGUCCUCCGCGAAUUGGUGAGGGACGAAGGUGCCGCCAUACCAGUCGUGAGCCUUGCGACAAUUCAGAAUGCACGACUAGACAAGUUGCUUUCUGACAUUUUGACACUGGGACAUCAGCAAGCGUCGGCUUCCCUCCGACCUCGCCUCAACAUAGCGAUGGCCGAAAGACUGCAGAGAUCAUGGGUGGCCAGAUUUCGCGAAGACUUCUUCAACAUUGAUCAGACUCGUCAGGAAGACUUGUCAAAGUCUAGUAGGCUAAAAGACGUGGAGCUCUGGAAGGCCGCGAAGUGUAAGACAGUAUCGGGGCUUGAGUGGAAUCUGCAGUUCAAGCCAGGAUAUCAUAAGCAAAAUCCGCAGACUCGACUGCAUCGCAUCGUUGUCACAUUAGAGAGAAUCUCAGAACAGCCCAGCAUGACGGAGCUCGCCAAAAUCCCCCUUCCCUCACAGAUGGAUGACUGGUUGCUCUUUAAGAGGUAUGAAGGCGAGAUGAUCCGGCAGCACCGCGGUGAGCAAAGCUUCUUGGACUGGAAGUUGAUGAAGGCGCAGGAAAGGAUGGACCGGCGGCAAUGGAGACGUGCUCUCGAAGUUGGAGCUGCCUUGACCACAGCCCGGAACGCGAGAUACAGCUACGGAAUGCGCGACUUGGGGCUUAAGCAAGAUGAUACCUAG
Molecule: messenger RNA, 909 nt
Organism: Trichoderma citrinoviride
Lineage: Eukaryota; Fungi; Ascomycota; Sordariomycetes; Hypocreales; Hypocreaceae
Exons: 4
Coding region: 1-909 (302 amino acids)
Source: RefSeq, a predicted model, not a curated record